This is a messenger RNA of Aspergillus tubingensis, 462 nucleotides long. Its product is annotated as lipocalin-like domain-containing protein. The transcript is spliced from 2 exons. Lineage: Eukaryota; Fungi; Ascomycota; Eurotiomycetes; Eurotiales; Aspergillaceae. The record is from RefSeq and is a predicted model, not a curated record. Bases 1 to 462 code for a protein of 153 amino acids.
AUGCUAGGCCCUUCCCAAGUUCGUGAAACAAUCAUCGGUUCGUGGAGGCUGGACAGUUUUGUGUCCGAGCCACUCAGUGGGGAGGAAUCAUACAACCAGUUUCCAUUUGGCAAAGACGCGCAAGGAUUCAUUAUCUACACCGAAGAUGGAUAUAUGUCAGCGCAUCUAAUGAAACCUGGAGCACCUCGCUGCGCAACAAACGGGUUUCUCGAGGCGCCAAAUGAUGAGUUAGGCGUGGCAAUGAAACACUUUCUUGCAUACGCCGGACGGUUUGAAAUUCACGAACAGGCUGAUGGCUUAUACCUAAGACACAACAUAGAGGUCUCUUCCUACCCUGAUUGGCUGGGCACAGUCCAGGAAAGAAAGGUAUGGCUUAAUGGUGAUGUCCUGAAGCUGCAGACUGUCAAUGUUUUAGAGGUGGAAGUGAUGGCGGAAAGGGCGUCCGGCAACUCUGGACUCUAA